UCUCUCUGACUCUCCUGUCCAUGCCCAGAAAUACCUUCCUUGGAGGAGGUCAGCAACUUACGCCUGUGCGUUCAGCAAGUCUUGGAAAACGUGGAAUCUUCUCUAAAAGAGGGCAGAGGAACAUCAGAAGUUCGCCGCUCCUGGAGAAGAUGAUGAUGGAGGUUAAAUUGAUCCCUUGCUGCGUCUCAUUUAUCCUGAUGGCUGUGACCAUAAAGGCUCAAGUCAAUCCAGAGAUGUGUCGCUAUCCUCUGGGCAUGACUGGAGGGCAGAUCCAGGACGAGCACAUCUCUGCUUCCAGCCAGUGGUCAGAGUCUACUGCUGCACGAUUUGGAAGACUCGACUCUGACACCGGCGACGGCGAUGGGGCCUGGUGUCCUGACAUCAUGUCAGAGCCAGAUGGCUUCAAAGAGUACCUCCAGGUAGAUCUGCGUACGCUGCACUUCAUCACCCUUGUGGGCUCCCAGGGUCGCCAUGCAGACGGCAUGGGGAACGAGUUCGCUAAGAGAUACAGAAUAAAGUACAGCCGGGACGGCAGCAGCUGGGUGGUGUGGCGUGAUAGGAUGGGGAAUCAGGUCAUCGAGGGCAACGAGAACACAUAUGAUGUGGUCCUGAAGGAUCUGGAACCGCCCAUCAUAGCUCGCUUUGUCCGCUUCAUGCCCAUCACCGAUCCUUCCAUGAUAGUCUGCAUGAGAGUGGAGCUCUAUGGCUGUGAAUGGCUUGAUGGCUUGGUGUCUUACAGCAUUCCUGAUGGACACCAAAUGAUCUACAAACACCUGGAGGUCUCCUUUAAUGACUCUUUGUAUGAUGGAGCAAACGCUCAAAGACUAACCAAGGGCUUGGGCCAGCUGACAGAUGGCACCUGGGGUUUGGAUGAUUUUCUGCACAGCCAUGUCCCCGGAGUGUGGCCUGGGUACGACUACGUGGGCUGGAGCAACAAGACUUUCCCUAAAGGUUACGUAGAGAUGAUCUUUGACUUUGACCACAUCCGCAACUUCACAUCCAUGAAGGUUCACUGCAGCAACAUGUUCAGCCGUGGAGUGAGGCAGUUCAGACAGGCUACCUGUUACUUCCGCUCCGAAACAGAAUGGGAGUCUGACCCUGUGACCUUUAGGCCCGCUGUCAAGCCUGUGGGCCAAAGCGCCCGAUUUCUCACUGUGCCCCUUGGGGACCGAACGGCUAGGAGCAUCAAAUGCCGUUUUCACUUCAGCGACCAGUGGAUGUUGUUCAGUGAGGUGGCCUUCCAAUCAGGCUCUGCAGUGUACAACACCUCACUGGGUCGUCAAAAGGGAGAGCAGUCCAAACAGGGACCUUUAGGGGAUGACCCCACUCACAAAGUGGACGACAGCAACACAAAGAUCCUUAUUGGCUGCCUGGUGGCCAUUAUAGUCAUCCUUUUCACCAUCAUAGUCAUCAUUCUAUGGAGGCAGGUCUGGCAGAAGAUGCUUGAGAAGGCUUCCCGUCGCUGGUUGGACGAUGAGCUAACAGCUCGCCUUGCUGUCCAGACCCAAGCCUUCUCCCUCCUUCACUCCUCUCUAUCCAGUGAGGAUGGUUCCACCGCCACCUACGAGAGAAUCUACCCUCCAUGCGCAGACUACCAGGAGCCGUCACGCCUCAUCCGCAAACUGCCUGAAUUUGCGGAGUGCUCAGAACACCUUGAGUCAGGGGCCUCUGGUAGAGCAGUUGUUGGUUCUGAUGGCGCUCCACACUAUGCAGAAGCAGAUAUAAUCAGUCUGCAGGAGUCCUCUGACAGCAGCUCCAUCAGAAGUGUCAAUAUGAACCUGUUUGCUGGAUCAGACGCAAUCCUGAGGGAGUUCCCUAGGGAGAAGCUAACCUUUAAGGAGAAACUGGGAGAGGGUCAGUUUGGGGAGGUGCACCUAUGUGAGGCAGAUGGUAUACAGGACUUUUUAGAUGAGGAUUUAACAGUGGAAAGUAACAGUGAAUUACCUCUGCUUGUUGCGGUGAAGAAGCUACGGGAAGAUGCAAAUAAAAACGCCAGGAACGACUUCCUGAAGGAGAUCCGAAUCAUGUCUCGUCUGAGGGACCCCAACAUUGUACGCCUGCUGGCUGUGUGUGUGGAUACGGACCCUCUGUGUAUGAUCACAGAGUAUAUGGAGAAUGGGGACUUAAACCAGUUCCUCUGUGGUCUCAGACUAAAGGCCCUGAAUGACGAUAGGGAAGACCAGGAGGAAGGGAACAGUGGAGUCAGCUACAUCAAACUAUUAGGCAUGGCGUUGCAGAUUGCAUCUGGUAUGAAGUACCUGUCCUCCCUCAACUUUGUACACCGGGAUCUGGCAACUCGCAACUGCCUGGUAGGGAGAAACAGCACCAUCAAGAUUGCAGAUUUCGGCAUGAGCAGGAACCUCUACAGAGGAGACUACUUCCGCAUUCAAGGCCGAGCCGUCCUGCCAAUUCGCUGGAUGUCGUGGGAGAGCAUCUUGUUGGGUAAGUUCACCAUGGCCAGUGAUGUUUGGGCCUUCGGGGUGACCUUGUGGGAAAUAUUGACGCUUUGCAAGGAGCAGCCUUACUCCCAUCUCUCUGACGAGCAAGUGAUCGAAAACACAGGCGAGUUCUUCAGGAACCAGGGCAAGCAGGUAUACCUACCAAAACCGCAGUGUUGUCCUGACAGACUCUACAAUGACCUCAUGCUGAGCUGCUGGAGGAGAAACGCUAAAGAAAGACCCAGCUUCCAGGAGAUACACACCCAGCUGAUGGAGGGAAUGGCAUAG
Cyprinodon tularosa is the source of this 2726-nucleotide messenger RNA. RefSeq names its product discoidin domain-containing receptor 2-like. The transcript is spliced from 17 exons. Bases 21 to 2726 code for a protein of 901 amino acids. Gene Ontology annotation, biological process: protein phosphorylation; positive regulation of kinase activity; cell surface receptor protein tyrosine kinase signaling pathway. Gene Ontology annotation, molecular function: collagen binding; protein tyrosine kinase collagen receptor activity; ATP binding. The record is from RefSeq and is a predicted model, not a curated record. NCBI's taxonomy places the organism in Eukaryota, Metazoa, Chordata, Actinopteri, Cyprinodontiformes, Cyprinodontidae. Gene Ontology annotation, cellular component: signaling receptor complex.